Messenger RNA from Drosophila innubila, 2360 nucleotides. RefSeq lists its product as uncharacterized. Lineage: Eukaryota; Metazoa; Arthropoda; Insecta; Diptera; Drosophilidae. The record is from RefSeq and is a predicted model, not a curated record.
AGCAACUGCAUCCAGCUCAGGCGCAGGCUCAGGCUCAAGCGCAGGCGCAAGCAGCCAUGUCGCAUUAUGGGCCCAGUUAUCGCAGCGGCUACGGCAGCAGCUAUAAUCCCUAUGGCUAUGGCUAUGCAGGAUCUGGAGCAGGCGCCCAGUAUAUGCCCAACUAUUAUCGCUAUGCUCCCUACGCUUCGCCACACUACAGUCAACCGCCGCAUCCGCAUCCGCAUUCACACCCACAUCCGCAUCCUCAUUCUCAUGCGCAUCCACAUCAGCAUCCGGGCAUGUUCACGCCGGCGGGACAGCAGCUGAUACCCUCCAGUGUGCUGCACUAUCCACCACGCUCACAUGCCCAUCAGCCGUCGCAUCUUCAGCCUCAUCCGCAUUCCCAUCACGCUUAUUCCCAGCAGCAACAAUUGCCGCCAAGUGGCAGCAACUAUGAGCAACCUGCACCUGCACCUUACAGUGCUUCCUCCUAUGGACAGUCACGUGGCUUCGCGGCCUAUCAACCCACGUCCGCACAUUAUGCGCCGCCGGGACGCUCCACAACUCCAGCGCCCAAUCGCACAGUGUUGCCACCAAAUUAUCUGGAGCCAAUGAGAGGCAACUUUGCCGAGCAGCAACAGCAGCUGCCACAGGGGACGCCUAAGCUGGAGGAAUCCUUGCCAGAGCAGCCCAAGCUGGAGCACGAAAUGGAGGCUGCUUCGCCGGCACAGCGGUUGACCACAUCGCCGCCACUUAUCAGUGCCACAGGCACCGACAGUGGCAUCAGCAAUUGCAGCACGCGUGCAAGGAGCGACAGCAGUCAGAGUACUCCCAUCUACAGUGGCGAGUAUCCUGUGAAUAUGUCUGUGGAGUCUGCCUCCUGUGUCUCCUAUCAUUGUCCCGCUGAUGGCAGGGACUACGAGGAGGAGCAACAACAGCAGCAGCAACAGCAACAGCAACAACAGCAACACUCGCAGAAACAGCAACAGGAAUCGGAGGAGCACAAGGGAGCAAGUGUAUCCACUUCUCUCGACUUGAACGAUGACAUAAGCGCGACAGCAGCGCCGUCGACGUCGACGUCGGCGUCAGCGUCAACACCAACAGCGAGCAUUGUAAAAGAUAUUGAUAAGGUGGCAACGGAGGCAACAUCAACGACUGCGGCAGGCGAGGAGCAGCCGGAAGUUGUGAGGCGUGCGGAAACCAAUUUGGCAAAACCCAACAAGGAAUCAGCAGUAACAACAACAACAACAACAAAAUUACCGCCACAGGAUAUUGCUGAGCAGGAACAGCAGCCAACAACUAAUCAAAUAAUAAACGAGGAUGCAACAGAACAUGGGCAGCAGCCGCCAGCAGCAGAAGCGGCAGCAACGACAUCGCACAACUGGAGUCCAACGCCGCGUAGACCGCGCACUCCGCCCGCGCCACAGAACUCACCCGUGGGCUAUGGCCUAUCCGCGUCAGCAAUACCACCCACUGUGCCACCUGCGUUGGCGCCACUGUUACAACAGCAGCAGCAGCAGCAACAGCAGUGGCAACAGCAGCUACAACAGCAACAAAACUACAACAUAAACAACAUACACAACAGCAGUGGCAACAAUCGUAUCAUUGAGUGCGAUCUCAUACCGAGCAAGAAAUCAAAACGCAAGGCUAGCAAAAAGGAGGCUGAGUCGGAGCAUGUGGAUGCUACGGAAUCCACAGUACGCGAGCAGAUAAGGGACAUUAAGCCGUUGCCUGGAUUUCUGCAGGCCUUUGGUUCCACCGAAAUUGGACGCUUCUCGGAGCGUUUUCUGCAAACGCCCGAGAGUCUGGUCGAGCGUCUGGCCGAGGAGUACGCGAGCAGCAACAGUGGCAGUCAUUCCGGUGGCUACUACGAUGCCGCAUCGAGUGGUGGCAUGCACGGCUACUGGCCUUACGAGGAGCAGCACAACAUGAGCUAUCAGAGCCAUCAGAUGUCACGCAAUCGAAUGCGGGGCCAAAGUUAUCCCUAUCCGGACUAUGCGGCGUAUGAGCGAUAUGGUUAUGCGGCAUACAAUGCGGGCAGAUCGCGUUAUGGGGAAAUACGUUGCAAUGGCUAUUAGAAAUUAUAUAUUAGAUAAUACUUAGACAUAGUUGGUAAGGGUAUUUGCAUACACAUUAUGUAGUUCGUGUCCUUGUCGUUUGUCAUUUAAAAAUUCUCUCUGUGUGUGCCUUUUUCGGUCAAAAUUCGGCAAUGCUCACCAGAUGUUAAGUAUUUUUCGGGCAUUGCUGUCAUUGAUUGCGUUCAAAAUUCAAUAUACUCGUAUAGAAACACAAAAAGAAGACAAAAAGAAAACCAGGCCAAAAUGUAAAAUAAUCUUUAGAUUAAGUAGUUGAAUGUUUAUAAAUCGAAUCGCGUUUUAAAA